Messenger RNA from Linum tenue, 1218 nucleotides. Lineage: Eukaryota; Viridiplantae; Streptophyta; Magnoliopsida; Malpighiales; Linaceae. The record is from the annotation of a GenBank genome assembly.
ACGGUGCCGUUUUUUCCCAAAAACCCUAAUGAUUUGCAAUCGAAGCAAAGCCACCGAUCUCGAUUCUCCAGCCCUUUGCAUCUCGUUCUUCUAUUCGCCGCCCCUCCACUUUCCUCUCUCUCGCCGAUUUCACCCCGUGGCCAGGACCAGCGUGGUGGCAGUCCAAAUACCCAACUCCGGCCCGCACUUUCCUCAUUAUCCUUCAUCUCUGCAUCUCCUCGUCAAGAUCCAGUUUUCAGAUGCCCAAGGCCAAGCUUAAAACGACUACGAAAGACGCGGUUUCGGAGAUGCAGCAACUUCAGUCGGACUUGAUUCGAGGAAUGGGUCAACUUCAGCUAAAACUUGAUGCGAAUCGUCCACUCCAAGAAGCAAUGAGGAGUGUGCUGGAUGAUGAAAUGAUCCCUUGUCUGGGAGAGCUGAAGUCCAUAAAUGAAGCUGCUCUGGAGGUGUUGCCAUUAGUUAGAGAUGCAAAUCAUGUACCCAUUGGAGUCGUACCCAGCCCGGAGUACCUCAAGGAGUUGGAUGAACGUUGCUUGAUCUUUAGAACUACGGAACACCAAACCGAGUUUUUUGCAAAAAAGAUUAUGAAGGCCUACAAGGAUGAGUAUCCGGCUGUGGUGCUGGAAUUGGAGGAAGGGGUAACCAGUAACACAGUGGAGUCUUGUGGCUGUCUCUACGUCCAUAUCAACUUCAAGGUCAAGGACAUAGAUGGAUCUGUCCAUCUUUUCUUUGCUGAGGCAACUUUUGAUUAUGACCCUGUAGUGUUGUCGCACUGCAUCCUCGAGCGUGGAGAUACUGGUGGUUAUGACCAUUACCAGAAAGGAUGUGGAGGUUGUGAUCCUGAUGCUGAAGUCCCAAUAUACCACCCUCGUGGAGAUUACCUGCAUGGAUACUAGUGAUGGAUGUUUUUGAGGGUUUACAUAUUAGUAGUACUAUUUGUAAAAGGAUUUAUGUAUCUUGCGGGGGCGUGAUAAGGAUACUACUUUUGCUUAAAUAAUUUUGUAUUUAAUUACCAUAUUUAGUGGUUAGUUCAUUCCUACAUUGUAGGCUACGUGCAUUCAUGGUGGGAGAGGACUUUGUGUUGUAAAUUGGGUAUUUAAAUCCCAUCACCACAUCUAAUGAGAAUCACGAAUCCUACUCCUCACAAGUCACAAGAAGGAUCCUAUUGUGUGAUUCCACUAGGUGAUUAAAAGGUUGCUGUAAAUUAUUUUGUCAUUA